Molecule: messenger RNA, 6668 nt
Organism: Marmota monax (woodchuck)
Lineage: Eukaryota; Metazoa; Chordata; Mammalia; Rodentia; Sciuridae
Gene: Smurf1
Product: SMAD specific E3 ubiquitin protein ligase 1
Exons: 18
Coding region: 1387-3582 (731 amino acids)
Biological process (GO): negative regulation of BMP signaling pathway; ubiquitin-dependent protein catabolic process
Molecular function (GO): protein binding; ubiquitin protein ligase activity
Source: RefSeq, a predicted model, not a curated record
GCCUGUGUAGUAGCGAGCGUCACCCAGUCCGGUUCUCCUCGCUUCUCCCGUGGUCCAGCGCUUCAGUCUAGUCCACUUCCGUUUUCCCUCUGGCCAGGCCACUGUCUGCUCCUGACUAUGCUUCUUCAGUUCUUGGUUUUCUGUCUCGCACUUCGCGGUCACCCCGACUCAACACCCUUGAGCCCCGGUUGGGCGCGAUCCCCCUCCCGCACACUGGAGGCUGUGGCAGCUGCACAGGCGCAGGCUCCUUGAUUCACUCCCAUUUAGUCUUCAAUGAAAUGCCCGUGUUUCCUAGGUGGCUCUGUAGUGCCACCUUCAAGGGUGAGCGCGAAUCUCUGCUGUGGGCCUGCGACGUGGUGGUUUGGAUGCGCGGAGAUGCGAGCUUUCUGCUACAGCAGAUCCUAGGCCAACCUGCAGCCUUGUCUUGCCUCCUCCCUCUCCUCUGUACUUGCUGCUGCCUCUCCUCCCGGUUCAUCCCCCAGGGCUUCAGAUUCUACCCUAAGGCUGGACUGGAGUGUUGCAGAUAGGGUUCUUCUUUGGGACUUUCCAAACUCGAAUAUUUUCAGUUUGAGAAGGAAAUAAAAAGUUCAUUCUAAUGCCUGUCAGGGAUUUUUUUUCCCCCUGGAUUUUUCUGUUUAGUAACCAGUCCGUUGACUCCAAAGGCGGUCUAGUCAGGUUCUUUCAAAGGCAAGAGUGAGCAUUUUGAAAUUUUAUGGCACAUGCAUAGCCAUAAAGUCAGUGGUAAAAAAAAAUCCGUAAAAACAAUAGGUAAUUUUUUUCAAACUGAAUUUACUUUGAAAGUCUGUAGUUGUUAAGUGAUCCAGGUUUACUUUUAAGAAAAGCGUUGUUAUUUUUGUAUAAAGCUAUCAGGUCAGAUAAUAUGAACCCAAUCCCAGACCCUGGUUUUGUAAAGUGACAGGUAUAUCCUCCGGAUCUGUGCUUCUGGAGAAACCUACACCUUUUAUAGCAGGGCAGACACUUCUGUGUAUACAUAGUUAUUUGUGGUUACUGUUAAAUCACAUUUUUUUUGGACAUUGUAGUUGUGACAACAUUGGUUCUGACUUACAAUGUAACCUGCAAUUGAUACCAGAUUGUUUUCAGUUUUCUUGUUAAAAGCAGAAGUAUCCGAUUUGGGAAGUUUUUGUAGAAAUGAGAUGAAUGUUUUAGAAGGAAUAGGUUUUAAUUAAGGUGUUUUGUGUCAGGUGGAUAUAUAUGUUAACCCAUCUUAGUUGACUGAUCUGGGUCUUUUCCUUGUGAAAGGGAGAACUUAGUUUAGAUGUUAUGGAUGCAGAAAUGCUUUAGAGUUAGGGUGGCCUUUGACAGGGAAGGAUCAGGUGAUAAGUGUUCUUUUAGAACCUUUUCCCUUUCCCCCAGUAGGUGUUAUUAAUGAGUGUGGUGAUUGUGUACCUAUGUGAUCCCAGUAGUCUCAAAUGUGUUGAAGUAUUAUGUGCCAAGAACCUUGCAAAGAAAGACUUCUUCAGACUCCCUGACCCCUUUGCUAAGAUUGUUGUGGACGGCUCUGGGCAGUGCCACUCAACCGACACUGUGAAAAACACAUUGGACCCAAAGUGGAACCAGCACUAUGAUCUAUACGUUGGGAAAACAGAUUCUAUAACCAUCAGCGUAUGGAACCACAAGAAAAUUCACAAGAAACAGGGAGCUGGCUUCCUGGGUUGCGUGCGGCUGCUCUCCAAUGCCAUCAGCAGAUUAAAAGAUACUGGCUACCAGCGUUUGGAUCUAUGCAAACUAAAUCCCUCAGAUACUGAUGCAGUUCGUGGCCAAAUAGUGGUCAGUUUACAGACACGAGACAGAAUAGGCACUGGAGGGUCGGUGGUGGACUGCAGAGGACUGUUAGAAAAUGAAGGAACCGUGUAUGAAGACUCGGGACCCGGGAGGCCGCUCAGCUGCUUCAUGGAGGAACCGGCCCCUUACUCGGAUGGUACUGGUGCUGCCGCAGGUGGAGGGAACUGCAGGUUUGCAGAGUCCCCAAGUCAAGAUCAAAGGCUUCAGGCACAACGACUUAGAAAUCCAGAAGUCCGAGGUUCACUACAGACGCCCCAGAACCGUCCACAUGGCCACCAGUCACCAGAACUGCCUGAAGGCUAUGAACAGAGAACGACAGUACAAGGACAAGUUUACUUUUUGCACACACAGACUGGAGUUAGCACAUGGCAUGACCCCCGGAUACCCAGAGACCUUAACAGUGUGAAUUGUGAUGAACUCGGACCACUGCCACCAGGUUGGGAAGUCAGAAGUACAGUUUCUGGGAGGAUAUAUUUUGUAGAUCAUAAUAACCGAACAACCCAGUUUACAGAUCCAAGGUUACACCACAUCAUGAAUCACCAGUGCCAACUAAAGGAGCCCAGCCAGCCACCGCCACUGCCCAGUGAAGGCUCUGUGGAGGAUGAGGAGCUUCCUGCCCAGAGAUAUGAAAGAGACCUAGUCCAGAAACUCAAAGUCCUCAGACACGAGCUGUCACUGCAGCAACCCCAGGCUGGCCAUUGUCGCAUUGAAGUUUCUAGAGAAGAAAUAUUUGAGGAGUCCUAUCGUCAGAUCAUGAAGAUGCGCCCCAAGGACCUGAAGAAGCGACUCAUGGUGAAGUUCCGUGGGGAGGAGGGCUUGGACUACGGUGGAGUGGCGCGGGAGUGGCUUUAUUUGUUGUGCCAUGAAAUGUUGAAUCCAUAUUAUGGACUCUUCCAGUAUUCCACGGACAAUAUUUACAUGUUGCAAAUCAACCCAGAUUCUUCAAUCAACCCUGACCAUCUGUCUUAUUUCCACUUUGUGGGUCGGAUCAUGGGUCUGGCUGUGUUCCAUGGACACUACAUAAAUGGGGGUUUCACAGUUCCCUUCUACAAGCAGCUUCUGGGGAAACCCAUCCAACUCUCUGACCUGGAGUCGGUGGACCCAGAACUGCACAAGAGCUUGGUGUGGAUUCUAGAGAACGACAUCACCCCCGUGCUGGACCACACCUUCUGCGUGGAGCAUAACGCUUUCGGGCGGAUUCUUCAGCACGAAUUGAAACCCAACGGCAGAAACGUGCCGGUCACGGAGGAGAACAAGAAGGAAUAUGUCCGGUUGUACGUGAACUGGAGGUUCAUGAGAGGGAUCGAGGCCCAGUUCUUGGCGCUCCAGAAGGGCUUUAAUGAACUCAUCCCUCAGCACUUACUCAAGCCCUUUGACCAGAAGGAACUAGAGUUGAUAAUAGGAGGCCUGGAUAAGAUCGACCUGAAUGACUGGAAGUCCAACACGCGGCUGAAGCACUGUGUGGCCGACAGCAACAUCGUCCGCUGGUUCUGGCAGGCAGUGGAGACCUUCGAUGAGGAGAGGAGGGCCAGGCUGCUGCAGUUCGUGACUGGCUCCACGCGAGUCCCUCUCCAGGGCUUCAAGGCUCUGCAAGGUUCUACAGGCGCGGCAGGGCCCCGGCUGUUCACCAUCCACCUGAUCGAUGCAAACACGGACAACUUGCCCAAGGCCCACACUUGCUUUAACCGAAUCGAUAUCCCACCGUAUGAGUCUUAUGAAAAACUCUACGAGAAACUGCUGACCGCGGUGGAGGAGACCUGUGGGUUUGCUGUGGAGUGAAGAGCAUCCCGAGGCAGCAGAGUCUCGCUCAUGACCACCAGACCAAAAGCAUAUGGCUUCCGUGUGCCUCCUGCAAGGCUGGCUGAGGCCUGGAGUCCUGGACAACCUGAGGGAAAAGGCUUGUCCCCCUCCUUCUUGUUGGCAGAGGGAGGGGGCAGGGGACUUUCGUAGGUGGCUCUCACCAUAUAUUCCUCCUUUAUUAUCGUCCUCCCCCCCCAUCACCCAUCCAAUAAAACAGCCAGGUUUUGCCCGUGCCUCGGUGACACAUGGCGAAAAGGCUCAUGGCCCUGUGCUCUUUACAAGAGCACGGACCCCAGCCAGGGGCUGGGCUGGGUCCAUGGAGGGUCUGCCUGGUAGUGCUACCAGCUUGUCCCUCUCAUGCAGCCUCCAGGCCCCUUUCAAGUUCAGCAGUUGCCGGAUACCCAACCAGAGCUCAGAUCCCAAAUUUCACAUCCCAGCGGCCUGUUCUGCGUAGCAGAUGAUUUCCUACCUGAAAAAUAACUGUACAGUGUAUGCUUCUAGGGAGUCUGUCAUGGCAGGAAACUUGAAUCGUUAUGUGUUUUCCUUUUGAAAGUAAAGGAAUCCGAGCAGUUUUCACUGAGGCCCAGGGUUUUAUUCAGGGUAUCCUGGCUGAAAAGUCUGUUUUGCACAGAGAAAAAAACUGUUUUUCUUUUCAAGAGUCCCUUUUGCUGCAUCCUCUAUCCUGUCUGAAAUUCUUUCUGGUGAAAACCCCUCAUAACAGAGCUUAGUAAAGAACAGACCAAAAUCAGCCUCAGAUCCAGCCGCUGGGUCCAGAGCUGACUCCGUCCUGUGCCUGGUUGUGCGUGGAGAGGCGUCACUGUGUCUCCUGAAAUGUUAACAGACUUUCAUGUGGUAAUUGCUAAGAGCUAAACUAACAAAAGAAUCCUGUUACCAGAGCUGCUGGCCCGGUGCAGACUAGCUGAAAAUGGAGAGGGAACGGUGGCCUUGCUGGACCAGGGCCUCAGAGUUAGUGCCGUGCUGGGAGGAGGGCGUGGGUGUGCGCCUGUUCCGGCAGGUGGGUGCAACUCCACGCAAACUGGUUGGCCUUUUCCUCCGUGGCCGUGGUGACACUAGCAAUUGCACUUGAUUCUCCUGCCCACGUGUCUCGACGUGAUGACAAGGCCCAAGCCAGCCCAGACUCGAGGCUUCCAACACCAUUUCCUAUUUGCACAAAAGUUCUAGCAGAGUUUGAUUUCAGCACAGUGGCCUCAUUUCAGAUGGCUCGGCUUCUGUGGAAGACCGCAGCAGCAGCCCAUUUUCCUAUGUGUCUCUGUGGCUAUUGCUCUGGUUUGGGGGCGGGCGGGGGCAAGUACAGGGUAAUUCAUUAGCAAGACAUUUCACUGCUGUUGAAAUGGGAGUUCAGCGCUGGGCUCCAGCUGUGGUCUGCGGUGGAGCAGGUUGGAGCUCGUGGGCACUCACUGUUCUGUUUCUGUUCCCCUUGGACUGGUGGGUGUGGAGGAAGGUGUAGCCCCCCAUAGCCCGCCCUGAUUCCUUUGCUCAUCCUGGAAGCAGCCUGGUUCCAUGUGGGGAACAUGUGGACUUCUUAGGUCACAGACCCGUCCAUCCCAAGAGGUUUUCCCAGUUCCGCAGCCGCACUUUGGCCUCCUGAGGUUCUGGGACAGAAAGGACACCUGGUGGGAUUCUCUGCAGAAGGGAAGUUGAAUCCGUGCAAACGUCCAGGCCAACUUGUGGCCUUAGUCUUUCAAUUUUCUGCCUUGCCCCAGUAGGGCUCACCCUGUGUCUCAUUCACCCCAAUGCUUUUGAGGGCAUUUUAGAAACUGGUUCCAAGAUGACGCCACCCCGUCUUCCCUUUCAGUAUUCCUCUGAACAGGGAAGUGAAACAACAGGCCCCCCCAGAAAGACCUGAUCUGUGACCUGAGCCCAGAUUCUGGGAGGUGGACAGAUGUGCAGAGUUCAAGGGACACUCCAGAGGGAAGCAGGGUCUGUGGUGUGAGUACAUGCAGCAGGAACUUGGCCUUCGAACUACCUUCUUGCUGUUAGGAAGAGCAGGGGUGAUCCGUAGAUACUGCAGCCCUGUGCCAUUCAAGUUGGUGUCCCUGUGGCCACCAUCCAGAGCUGCCCGAGUUCCUGUCCCCUGGGGCUUCUGUUUGGCUUUGCCACUUGCACGUGUGUGGGGGUUUGUCUCAGCCCUUGGCGCUAUCAUCAGCCGCGUCAGACCUCCCAGAGCUCUGCUCUGUCCAAGCCUGUUGGUGGCAUUUGCCCUUCUAGAAUCGGAACUGUCUACCAUGGCCUGGUCCUCUGAACCACCCCAAAGGACAGUGUGACAAGCUCCUGGUUGCCCCACUUAGGGUCUGUGUGAAGCCCUUGUAUGUGUGACUCGUCUGUCAUCCCUCCCGGUAGUCCCAGGCGACCCACCUUUCCCCCCUUGCCUCUCACCUCCUUGCCCAGACGCUUCAGGGGCCCAACUUUCCAGGCUCGCCCUCACCAGCGGCCGUCAGCCGACACUCAGGGAUGUAGCGAACCACCACUCUGCAGCGCUGUGGGCAGGGGAGCAGGCAGCCGUGCGCAGCCUGAGGCGACAGGGCGACAGCAGGGCGCCCUCUUGAUUUCUGAAAGGAAAAUCUGCCACUAGAUCGAUUUUGACCCCUAAGCUGGCUCAGCUGCAUGGGCCAAAUUCAGGUGAGGUGGCCUCAACUCUGAGACGUCAGGAAUGGCCUUCUGCAGAGAACACGCCCCGGCCCAGCCACCUGCAGCAGGUGUGUGCCACAUGGCAGCCUUCCCGAACAUAGUAUGGAUUUUUAAAAUUUGUUUAUUUUUGUUUCUGAACCACUUUAUAAUGUAUUUUUAAUUUAUUUUGUAAUGUCUUGUUUUUAAGUAUUGCUGCUAUCCUUGUUACUCUUCCCACUGUUUUUAUUGCUGAUUUAUUUUGUGAAAGUUGUACACUAAUGUUCUGUUUUAUGUCAAAAUCAAAAGUAUUUAAAAGAAAUACUAGUUCUAUUUAAUGUGGGUAUGGAACCAGCUGGAAGCAAACAGCGAUCACACAGCAGGCUGGCCCCGGGAGGUUCAUUUUGUUACAUAUGCAAUAAACUCACGACUUUACAGUU